UGUCUGGAGAGUGGACCGACUCACUUCACUCAUUCAAUCGCCCAGAUCUGCCGGCAGUGUUCUGGUCUUUCUUGGACGGACGGCGUUGUGUCUUUUGUGAAAGGAAAACAGAAGGUGGCUAGCGCUCGGUCCAACUCGGCUGAGUAAGGUCGACUCCCUAAUGAAGAUUUCUUGGUUCUCGAGCGGGCUUUGGCUGCUCGCCCAGUUUAUCGCUCUUUGUCUGGGGGACACAAGGUCCCGCAGCUGUAGCGAGGUGCGCCAGGUAUAUGGAGCGAAGGGCUUCGACCCCAGUACUGCGCCUCAGACGCAGAUGUCAGGGGAACAUCUGCGGUUUUGUCCGCAGGACUACACUUGCUGCACCAUUGAGAUGGAAGACUGGUUAUCUCGACAGAGUGAAGCUGACUUCCGGGGAGCAGUGGAUGAAACUAGCCAGUUUCUCCUCUCAACAUUUACACAGCGGCAUCGCAAAUUUGAUGAAUUUUUCCGGGAGCUGUUUGAUGUGGCAGAGAAGUCUAUGAAGCAGAUGUUCACAAAGACCUAUGGGAGGUUGUACGCACAGAAUGCACGUGUCUUCCAGGACUUGUAUACAGAGCUUCGUCGAUAUUAUUCUGGUGCAAGUGUCAGUCUCAGUGAGGUGUUGUCAGAGUUCUGGGCUCGUUUGGUGGAGAGAAUGUUCACCUUGGUCAACCCUCAGUACCAAUUCAGUGAUGAGUAUUUGGAAUGCGUUAGCAAACACUCCGAGCAGCUGAAACCAUUUGGAGACGUUCCCCGUAAGCUAAAAAUCCAGGUCUCUCGAUCCUUUAUUGCAGCACGGGCACUAGUACAAGGCCUGGCAACUGGUAGAGAUAUUGUCAGCAAGGCGUCAAAGGUUACCCCUACUCCUGAGUGUAGACGGGCCCUAAUGCGCAUGUCGUACUGCCCAUUGUGCCGAGGAAUGCCCAGCCUUAAACCGUGCCACUCAUUUUGCCAAAAUGUUAUGAAAGGCUGCUUGGCCAAUCAGGCAGACUUGGAUGUAGAAUGGAACAAUUUUAUUGAAACACUCAAUCAGCUGGCCGAGAAACUCCAGGGCCCUUUCAACAUUGAGCUGGCCACUGACUCAAUUGGUGUCAAGAUCUCAGAGGCUAUCAUGUACAUGCAAGAGAACAGUGUCCAGACCUCAACCAAGGUAUUCCAAGGCUGUGGCAGCCCACGCCCUGCACCUAGCCGAACAAAACGGUCUCCACGAGAUGAAACAAAGCGACGUUUCCGCACCUACACACCUGAGGAGAAACCCACUACAGCAGCUGGGACUAAUCUGGAUCGACUGGUUUCAGAUCUUAAAGACAAGCUGAAGACGAUGCGACGCUUUUGGGCCGCGCUGCCACACAACUUGUGCAAUGAUGACAAGAUGGCAGCUAAUGUUACUAAUGAGGACAAGUGUUGGAAUGGGCAAACACGGGGAAGAUAUUUGCCCGAUGUUACUGGGGAUGGAUUAGUCAACCAGAUCAACAACCCAGAAGUGGAAGUUGACAUUGCAAGACCUGAUGUGAAAACCCGGCAGCAGAUCAUGCAGCUUAGAGUAGCAACAAACCGACUGAAGCAUGCUCAGAAUGGCAAUGAUGUAGACUUCCAAGAUUCCAGUGAAGAUGGUAGUGGCUCUGGUGGGGGUGAGCGUUACAGUGAAGACUGGCCAAUCUCUGGACCUAGCAGCAAUAAUCCCAAUAAGAACUCAAGAACUGAAGCUGGCCAGGGAAAACCUGCUCGUGGGCGAGACAGGCCCAAUAAGUGGAUCCGACCAAACCAGACUCAAGACAGUAAAGGGAAUGGUGGAAUUAGAUGUGCACCGCACUCUGGGGUUAUGGUGCUUCUGUCUAUUGUAUUGCUCUUACAUGCUUUCUCCUAGCAAUAAGGCUGUGGCUAUGCCUUGCUGGACUGGGAUGGGUGGGGGUGCACACCAGCAAAAUUCUGAUUUGGAAAAAAGCACUGAUGGGGGUCGUUACAACAACAAGUUUUUGGGGAAGAGGAGUUCAAGCCACUGCAGAUGUCAUUGUGAGGGGCAACUUGUUCCUCAUGGAGGAGCAGGAAGUGCCAGACCAGAAAAAGACAAACCAUGGUGACCAGCUUGAAAAUGAAACUUUAUGUCUUAAGCUUUUAGAUGGCCUGGCCCUUCCUGCUCUGCAUGCUGUAGCCCCUCUGUGAUCACCUUUUUGUGGGGUAGGGAGGGGAGGGUUUUAAGCUUUGAAGCAAUGUGGCCAAAUGGUUUGUGUUGAUUUUUAAAUUUAUUUAUUUGUAUAUGAGUGCAUUUAAAGUAAUGGGGUAGAAAGAAGACAUUGGGUAUGUUUGAGGAAGAUUGUUGAAAAGUGGCCAGAGAGCGUAAUGGACUGCGUAAGUGAACAGAGUAUGAGGAAGUUGCAUUGAAUAGUAUUGGGUUUUUGUUAUAUGUGUCAGUUUUAGAAGAAAAUGCCUGAUAUGUAUGUUGUGAACUUGGGGGUUAAUUUGUAAAAAGUAUGCAAGAAUGUAGCCGUAUUGUGAUUGUUUUAAAUGGUAAAUGUAGUAAGGAUGUUUAAGAAUGUCUAACUUAAUUACGACUAACCUGAGAGCACAUUUCUAGUUUGACUCAGAUGGCAAUAGUUGUGAGUAUAAACAGAGAUGCAUGGUAGCUAAAUUGAUAAAGAUUGCCUAUUGUCUGUCGAUGGAAUCUGAGUGACUAGUCAUUGGGUUGUCAGUGAUUUAAUGAAAGUAAAUGGGACAGAGUGGAGAACAUAUUGCACACAAGCACUAAAAAGUCUUUGAAACUGCUUCUCAUUAUUUCUGAUUCUUUCUCAGUGGCCUUUUUAAAAUCCCAGCACAGUGUUCUGAGGAAAAAGAAGCCUUCAUAUUUUAUGGUCUUCUCUUCUUGUAUGCAUAAAUUAUAGCCUUACAAAUGACAUGUCUAAAUUAAGAAUGGCUACUGGGUUUCAUGUGUAGGCAUAUGUAUGAGAUUGGAUGUGAAAGCCCCCAAAUAUACAGUAAGUAGUUGCUAAGUUAGGAUCUUGGGCUUAGUUGUUGUCCUCUGUUGUGUUAUUCUUUAAAACAGUAGUGUGAAUGUAUUGGGUAUGGGGUGGUGGACUGGCAUCAUGUAUGCAGUUUUAAUACUUACAGGCGAAUGAAUGAUACAUAGUGUGUAUGGCAGAAUGUGUGAACUUAUUUGGUUUUAUGUUUUAAAAAAUGCUAUUUAUUUAAGAUUGUUUUAUCCCCUCAAGCGCAAUAAAUCUGUUCUACAUUGGAGCUUGGGAAGGUUAACAGAAAGAGAAGGUGCGGUGAAGAGAAUUCUAGAAAGUAUUAUGGUGGUAAAGAGUUUAUGGGGUGCAGAUGCCUGUAUAUACAAGUUUUAAAAAGUUAUUUAAAUAUUGCCAUGGAGAUCAAAUUUAAGAGGUCAGGAGUGGUGGGAUGUGUUAUGGUGGUAAUGAGGGUGCAGAAGCGUGUAUAUACAAGUUGUUUAAAUGUGGCCACGGAGAAGGGUAAAUGUUUUUUUUAAUAUAAAUUUGUAAUCACUUCAAAAUAAGUCUUGCAAGAUGCAUCAGUAUUAAUAUAAUGACAGGUGUUAAAUAUUGGGGCAGUGUGAGACUAGAACACAGUGUCAUAAUGGGAUGGGCAGGGUUGAUGGGUGGGAUGUAAGUUGGAUUGGCACAUUCCAAAGUGGAAUGGGAAAAAAAUAGCACAACUUGUUUCUUUGUAACAAUUUAUUGGUUUUUAUUGUAUGUUUCCACAUUUUAUCUAUAAGCCAAUGAUUUUUUAAAUUACAUUUUUUGUAUUUAAUUUAUUGUUCAUGGCAGUAAACAACAGAAUAAUGUCUGCCUGAAAGAGCCUUGAUGCCCAUUGAUUGUGGAAGAAGGUUUAAUGGUCUUUUUUGCUACUGUACUUUAUAAAUAAUGUAUCAUUAUACACGGUGAACUCAGCAGUUUUCUGCUUCAAAUGAUUGUUGCCUCUUAAGGGCCAAAUUGUAUUGACUGAUGAUGCAUGUACAUUUUUUUUUGUGUGUAUGGCUAAGGGAACUUGAAUCCAAGAUACAUUGUCUGUCAGAAAAGUGAACGUAUACACUAGUCAUAGGUGAGCCCUGUCCUAAGGAGCUGUAGUAUGUGCUGGCUAGUGCUUAGUCUGUGGCUAACUUCUCUUUUAACGGAAUGUCUUGUUUAAUUACACUCCUUGAUAUCAAAUAUUUUCAUUUUAAUUUGUCUAUUUAACUAUUAAUUUUAUACAGAAAUGGAUCUUGUUUGAGAAUUGUUUUGAAGAAUGUUGAGACAUUCUGUAUGCUUUACAUAAAUGGAUUGAUUAUACAACGUACUGUAAAAGCUAUAGAGUACCAAAGUACUUAUUUGUAGGCUUUGUGUCAUUUAGAAUUUAGUCUGUGAAAAUGCAGCAAAAAUGACUCUCACCACCUGAAAAUUUUAAAGGAAAAAUGUAAAUUGAAUAAUUGUAAUCUUUGAAUACAGCAAAUAUCUUUUACCCAUAUUUCUUAGAAAGUAAUCUAUUAAAUAAUUGUAAGGUUAAGUGCAUCUGAGCAAGGCAUUCAGUUAAGAAGUGGUCAGAAUGGAGUGCGACUGUGAAGGUGGUUCCUCCUUUUGAGUAAAAACAGAAGGUUCUCAUGUGGUUUUCAUGGUGGGUUGUUUUGGUGGUGCUGUUUAGGGAUUAUUGGACUUACCCAUAUUGUAUUCUUAUCCAGGUAAAUUUUACAAGAACCGUAUAGUACUUCGUAACCCUAAAUUUGGCUGAAUGGGUUUCAGAAUGGCUGGGGGAUUUCUAAGUAAAGCUCACAUUUCACAAUUACAGACGUAAUAAGUGAAAGAUGCUGAUAAAAAUCACAUUUUAGCUGUUAUGCUUGAUAAAAGUUCAAUAGCUUAAAGCUGGUAUUUUUUACUGUUUUUAUUUGAGUGGAAUUGUCUUUAUUUUUAUUUUUUUGUUUUGCAUACAAACUUUUAUAUAAUUCUUGUCUAAAUCCUUAAUAACAGUAUUUAUUUGUACAGUGCCUCAGACCUAAUCACCACCAAAACAACACCCCAUGUUUGUUUUUCUCAGGCAGGUUCUUCUUCCUACACUUUUUACUUUGUAUAGACGUUUUUCUAACUGCACAUUUAUUUUGAAAUACAGUACACUGCAUCUAUAAAUUGAAUGCAUGUCCUGUCUUUGUUUCUUAUAAUUAGGGAAAAUGAAAUUAUAGCACAUGUAUGGGAUUUUCUAUUCACCCUACAUUAGUUUUCCAGUUGGUUCUUUACAUUUUUAAAAAGUCCUUGAAUAAAAUACACAUACAUAUUUUGACAAAGGUA
Messenger RNA from Polypterus senegalus (gray bichir), 5282 nucleotides. RefSeq names its product glypican 2 (gene gpc2). The transcript is spliced from 11 exons. The record is from RefSeq and is a predicted model, not a curated record. Gene Ontology annotation, biological process: smoothened signaling pathway; regulation of signal transduction; regulation of protein localization to membrane. Bases 161 to 1882 code for a protein of 573 amino acids. Gene Ontology annotation, cellular component: plasma membrane; extracellular region; cell surface. NCBI's taxonomy places the organism in Eukaryota, Metazoa, Chordata, Cladistia, Polypteriformes, Polypteridae.